GUUCAUGCAUGUGCAUGUGUGUAAGCUCAGGAAUUUGUUUACCUCUGCGAAUGCUUAUUGCUUAUAAAAAUAUUAUUCUUUUAUUUUAUUCAACCGCGUGUUGAUUAUUUGUUACACCAUAUUUUACAUUGAACAUAUAAAAAUGUCCAGCUCAGAAGAUAAUUCAAUUGACAGCGAUCAAAAUGAAGAUGAAAGUACUAACGAAACGUCCAGCGGUUCAAGCAAAGAAUGUGACGAUGAUAAGCCCGAGCUAAUCGACGAUGACUUUCGGCAAAUGUCCUUCGAGGAGCUUUUGAAGCUAAAACGACGGUUAGGUUCAAAGGUGUACAACGAGGCAGUUUUUGGAAAAAGUAGCACCAGUAAAGUUACUACGAAAACAUCUAACAAACGUCAAAAGAAACGAGAUGAGUUAGAGGUAAAUAGUGACUCCGAUGGUCCUCCGGAAGAGAUAAGCGCUAAGCGCAAGGUACCGGCAUUGGGUAUGGAAAAAUCUCGCACCAAAGUAGACCACCCGCGUUGCAAAGAUCCUCGUUUCGAUUCAAAACAAGGCUACUUCAGUGGGCGUCAGUUUCGAGCGCAAUACGGAUUCAUUAACGAGUUACGUUCCGAAGAGCUAUCAACAAUGCGGAAACAACUUGAGACAGAGGAAGAUCCCGCACAAGCAGAACGGCUCAAGUUUGCUAUCCGUAGAACAGAAAAUCAAAUUCGUGAGUUUGAGAAACAAUUGCAACAAGAUCAGACGAAGAAAGAGCAGCGAGUUCUAGCUCGUAAAACUAUCGAAGAUGGAAAACAACCGUUCUACGAAAAGAAGAGCGUAGCUAAAGCCCGCGAUUUGGUGGAAAAGUAUAAUCAACUGAAGGAAAGUGGAAAGCUAGGAAAACACAUCGAUAAACGGAGAAGGAAAAACACUGCCAAGGACAGAAAGAAACUGGAUUUUUCUACUUAGCUUUAAACGUUACUUUCUGUUACAUGUGAAAUAAUAACACAAAUUUGGUAAACUAAGACAAAUCUAUUAGCA
This is a messenger RNA of Wyeomyia smithii (pitcher-plant mosquito), 1018 nucleotides long. Its product is annotated as ribosomal RNA processing protein 36 homolog. NCBI's taxonomy places the organism in Eukaryota, Metazoa, Arthropoda, Insecta, Diptera, Culicidae. Gene Ontology annotation, biological process: maturation of SSU-rRNA from tricistronic rRNA transcript (SSU-rRNA, 5.8S rRNA, LSU-rRNA). Bases 143 to 946 code for a protein of 267 amino acids. Gene Ontology annotation, cellular component: nucleolus; 90S preribosome. The transcript is spliced from 2 exons. The record is from RefSeq and is a predicted model, not a curated record.